CGUGUGUUGGGUUUGUUGAUGCUAAUUUUGAUAUAAUUAGACCAAGGACUAAGACGUCCGGUCUGGCGUCCUGGGGAUCUAAAGGAAGGCUGUUUGUCACGCUGUGACAUGAGAACUUCUUUGUUUUAUUCUCGCAUCUGGCAUGGAGUUUGCUCUUUUUUUUUUUUUGUUUGUUUGUUUGUUUGUUUGUUUUUUGCGUUUCCAUCUUCGAUUCCUAUCAUCUUGGAUCCCAUGGUCUAUCGCCUCUUCCUUGCAGAUUUAUUUAUGUUACUAUUGCUAGAGGAGGACAUGACUUGCAGAGUGUGCUAUGCUGUGGUAUCUCCGGAUUGGAUAUUUAGUAUGGUUUGGUCAAGGGAAGGCUUUACAUUGUUACAUUUACAACAAAAAGACGAGAUGACUUGGAUCCACCAGUGGUGGGAUUUUGUUCGAUACCCGUGGGUUGACUUGACAGGUUUUAUGGUUCUUAUUAUUUAUAUUUCUUUCCUACUAGUUACUUACUCUUUCUUAGAAGUGAUGUGCAAUAUGUACAAUUCGUUGGCUUUAAAAGAUGAUCCAUUUGUUGCUUUAUAUAUACUCCUUUCUGGUGCGACGCUUAUAGAAAAGCAACUUUCAAAAUAACAUGCCACUACCCACUCAGUGGAUAUGGCCAUCUUUGUAGUAUGUUCUAUCUCUCAUAAUACAGGUAAGGAAUAACCAGUCCCAAACGCCAGAAUCGCAAUAGCAUUCCAUCCCAUGAAAGUAAAAGCAAAAGCAAAGGC
Molecule: messenger RNA, 758 nt
Organism: Aspergillus ruber CBS 135680
Lineage: Eukaryota; Fungi; Ascomycota; Eurotiomycetes; Eurotiales; Aspergillaceae
Exons: 1
Coding region: 109-618 (169 amino acids)
Source: RefSeq, a predicted model, not a curated record